Messenger RNA from Scutellospora calospora, 909 nucleotides. The record is from the annotation of a GenBank genome assembly. NCBI's taxonomy places the organism in Eukaryota, Fungi, Glomeromycota, Glomeromycetes, Diversisporales, Gigasporaceae.
AUGGAACAAUAUGUAAAAUCACUCCAAGAGCGUAUCAUAAAAGAAAUCGAAUUAAUUGAUGGCAAAAAAUUUUAUAUUGAUCGUUGGGAACGCGAACAAGGUGGUUAUGGUAUUUCUUGUAUUUUACAAAAUGGCAAUGUCUUUGAAAAAGCAGGUGUAAAUAUUUCAGUGGUCUCUGGAGAUUUACCCAUACCAGCAGUACAAGAAAUGAAAUCUCGACAUAAAGAAAUUGAUCCUUCAAAAGGACCAUUUCCAUUUUUCGCUGCAGGCAUUUCAAUUGUUAUGCACCCACAUAAUCCACAUGCUCCAACUGUACAUAUGAAUUAUCGGUAUUUUGAGAUUGAAAAAGAAGAUGGAUCACCAUUAUCGUGGUGGUUUGGUGGUGGUUCAGAUCUUACACCUUCUUAUCUUUAUGAAGAAGACGCUGUCCACUUUCACAAAACUUUAAAAGAUGCAUGUGACAAACAUGAUCCAAAUUAUUAUCCUGAUUUUAAGAAAUGGUGCGAUGAAUAUUUUUAUCUAAAACAUCGUAAAGAGGCGCGUGGGGUAGGAGGUAUAUUUUUCGAUGAUUUAGAUAAUAAACCAGCAGAAGAAAUAUUUGCAUUUGUUAAACAAUGUGGAGAUUCAUUUUUAUUAUCAUAUAUUCCAUUGGUGAAACGGAGGAUAAAUACAAAGUUUACGCCAGAAGAAAAAGAAUGGCAACAAAUACGUAGAGGUAGAUACGUUGAAUUCAACCUUGUAUGGGAUCGUGGAACUAAAUUUGGUCUCAAUACACCUGGUGCAAGGAUCGAAAGUAUAUUUAUGUCUCUCCCAUUAACUGAACGAUGGGAAUAUAUGCAUAUACCCGAUAAAAAUUCUCGCGAAGAUAAAUUAGUGCAAGUUCUAAAACAACCAAAUAAUUGGGUAUAA